UUCCACACAUCUGGGGAGGAGCAUCCAGCUGUGCCCAAGAUGUGCCAGCCCCGGCCGCUGCCCGCCCUGCUGCUGCUGCUCUGCUGCCCGUGGGCUGGUGCCAGUGCUCUGCGGGGUGGGAUCGUGGGCGGCCACGAGGCGCGGCCGCACUCGCACCCGUACAUGGCGUACCUGAAGAUAGCAGGGCUGGGGGCCUGCGGGGGCUUCCUGGUGGCCCCUGACUGGGUGAUGACAGCUGCACACUGCAUGGGGAAUAUCACAGUCAUCCUGGGGGCUCACAACAUCCACGAGCCAGAAAAAACCCAGCAGGUCCGAGGUGUCCACAAAUACCACGAGCACCCCGAAUACAACCCCGAGACGGUGGAGAACGACAUCAUGCUGCUCCAGCUAACAUCAAAGGCCACCCUCAAUGACUACAUCCAGACCAUCCCACUGCCCAAGACCGGCAGCGACCUCCCCACGGGCACCAACUGCGUGAUCGCCGGCUGGGGGCGGAUCGACGAGGACAGGGCCACCAACAAACUCUUUGAGACCAAAGUCUCCAUCUACAGCCGCAGGAAAUGCGUCCUCUUCUACCCACACCUCGAUUCUGGCAUGGUUUGUGCUGGCAGCUUCCACCAGCUGAAGGAUUCCAGCCAGGGAGAUUCUGGUGGGCCCCUGGUAUGUAAUAAAGUGGCACAAGGCAUUGUUUCCUUUGGCUACGACUCCCCACCCGGGGUCUACACCCGCAUCUCCAACUACCUGCCCUGGAUCAGAAAGGUCAUGAAGGAGUAGCAGCAGCAGUGGCAGCACUUCCUGCACCUCAGGUGUGGCCCUGGAGACUGCAGCGGCUCCUCCCUGCCCCUGCUGAAGGCUCAACCCCCUCCUCUCUCCUCGGGAACCCAAGAGACCUGAUCAAUCCCUUGAGAGUCCCCUUCCUUCUGCUCUGAGGCUGCUGCCUGUGCCAUUCCCUGCCCGACUCAGGACUGUUCAACCACCCUGGCAGAAGCAGGGAUAGCCCCAGAUGGCACAAAAAGAUGGCACAAAAAAAUGGCA
Prinia subflava (tawny-flanked prinia) is the source of this 1035-nucleotide messenger RNA. RefSeq names its product mast cell protease 1A-like. The record is from RefSeq and is a predicted model, not a curated record. Lineage: Eukaryota; Metazoa; Chordata; Aves; Passeriformes; Cisticolidae. Gene Ontology annotation, biological process: proteolysis. The coding region runs from base 40 to 774 and encodes 244 amino acids. The transcript has 5 exons. Gene Ontology annotation, molecular function: serine-type endopeptidase activity.